This is a messenger RNA of Cladocopium goreaui, 651 nucleotides long. NCBI's taxonomy places the organism in Eukaryota, Dinophyceae, Suessiales, Symbiodiniaceae. The record is from the annotation of a GenBank genome assembly.
AUGGCCAUCAAGCCAUGGCUUUGUUUUGCCGCGGUGCUGUGCCCGUUACCGUGGAGCUUCUCGGCCAUCUCUCAGGCGGAUCGCGGCGCGCGGAUCCACGGCCACUUCCCCGACGUGGACGUGCUCUGUGUGGACUGGCGGACGCGGCCCUUGGCGGCGCAGAUUCCAGUGCCAUGGCUGGCCAGGAAGGUUCAUAACUGGAGUGCCAGGAAGAUUGUGGCGAAGAAGAAAGAUCUUCCAUCAUCUCGCGAUUUCUACAAAUCUUCGAUUCAUCUGACCUUGUCGCAGAAGGGUUUCUUGGAAUAUCGCUGGGUUAUCCAAAAGUGUGUCCCAGGGGCUGCCCACGUCGCCAUCAAACAACCAAAGCUGCGGCUCCUGCGAAUUCUUCUACGACUCUUCAUGCGCGACUCAGCGCAUACGCAGCUGGAGUGUGGCUUUCAGUCAGCUGGCAGGUUGAAGGUGUCUUCCAAGCUGCCCAAAAAUCCAGGUGAAUUGAGGAGAAGCCUCCAGGUCUAUGCGCCCUACUCCAGUUUUCAGGUGAUCUUGCAGAAGUGGGAGCAGCAAAAUCAUCCAGAGAAAGACUUCCGGAAGGCCAAUGAAUUUGCCAGGGAGUGCUUGUUGUGGUGUGCCGAACAACCGCAACGAUUGUGA